AUGACUCACGAGUCCGUUUGGUACAGCCGGCCCCGCAAGUACGGCAAGGGCUCCCGUGGAUGCCGUGUCUGCACGCACCGCGCUGGUCUGAUCCGCAAGUACGGGAUGAACAUCUGCCGUCAGUGCUUCCGCGAGAAGUCCACCGACAUCGGCUUCAACAAGGUUAGUUACGCACUACAGGAUCUCGGGGUGGGAUAUGUGGAAGAGAAGGGCAUGGGUACAAACACGACCAGACCUGUUCGACCAUAUGCCUUCAACCUGGAGACCCUCUCGCCAUUUCAUCGUCAAUCCGAACCCAUCAACUAA
Messenger RNA from Penicillium lagena, 306 nucleotides. RefSeq names its product 40S ribosomal protein uS14. The record is from RefSeq and is a predicted model, not a curated record. The transcript has 4 exons. Bases 1 to 306 code for a protein of 101 amino acids. Gene Ontology annotation, biological process: translation. Gene Ontology annotation, molecular function: zinc ion binding; RNA binding; structural constituent of ribosome. Gene Ontology annotation, cellular component: ribosome; cytosolic small ribosomal subunit. Lineage: Eukaryota; Fungi; Ascomycota; Eurotiomycetes; Eurotiales; Aspergillaceae.